CUGAGUUUCACCUCCUUCCAGGUCUAUAGAUAACAAACAUGGAGCCAACAAGUAGCAAUAGGAAGAAAGCCAUGGCCAGACAACGUAAGGCUGAAGUCAUGAUAGCAGGAGAACAGCUGAGGCUGAAACUUCAUGAUGGAAAACUGAUCAAGGACCGGCGGUACCACCUGCGGACAUAUCCAAACUGCGUGGUGGCGCAGGAGCUCAUAGACUGGCUGGUGAGUCAUAAGGAGGCCCCAGACCGGACCACCGCCAUCAGCCUGGUCCAACACCUCAUGGACCAUGACAUUAUCCACCAUGUCUGUGAUAAGAGGCCGAUAUUCAAGGAUGCCAAACUGCUGUAUCGCUUCCGCAAAGAUGAUGGAACAUUUCCCAUCAACACUGAGGUGAAAAUCUUCAUGAGAGGACAACAACUGUAUGAGCAUCUAAUAGGGGACAAGAACUCAAUCCUGCAGCUGAGAGAGGAACAUGGUGUUGCAUAUCAGCGCUGCUUUCCAGGCUGUCAGCUGAUUGACUGGCUCCUUCAGAACGGAGAGGCUGAGAGCCGGCGUCGGGGACUAGAUCUGUGCCGUGCAUUGCAUGAGCAUGGCAUCAUUCAGCACGUGGCAAAAAAGCAUGAUUUCUUUGACAGCGGACUACUCUAUCAGUUCUGCAUCAAUUUCCGCCGCCGCCGCAGACUAUCUGAACUGUUGAAUGAAAGUAAGCAAGACACUGACGAGGGGACGGUGGUGUCGACUAAAGAGGAAACCCAUCAUGACAGUCCGUUUGUGCUGCGCAAAAACCCACCUCAACAAGAGAAGAGUGGGUUCCAGUCUGUUGGGUCACGAAAGGACUUGAAACAGGUCACCAGUGGACGUCGAGGCAGCUUGAACUCCCUGAAGCUUCAUCCUGCUGAAUUUCCUCCUCUGUCCUCAACCUCAGUGGUCACAUGCAAUCCCAAAUCAGUACUGAGAAGAAAUUUCACUUGUGAAGAGUUACUGGCUCCUGGUGCACCCUUCAUCAAGAAAGUGUUAACAGUGAUAGGGGAUGCCCUGGGCUGGGGCUUUGUCAUCAGAGGGGCCUCUCCCUGUUACGUCCAGGCUGUGGACCCUGGAGGCCCCGCAGCAGCUGCAGGGGUGAAGGUGCGUCAGUUUGUGUGCCAGGUAAAUGGACAGUAUGUUCUCCACCUGGACUACAGGACAGUGACCAGGCUGGUGAUGACAGGACCACGGGCUAUUGUCCUGGAAGUUAUAGAGCCACUGGAAUAAAGUUCUUACUGUGUUCCCUCAUUAUUUUAAUGGGAAACAAAAAUGUAAAUAUGUAUUUGUGAAAAUAAUAAACCAAAUGUUGCUGCUGUGCCCCUGUAUUUCAUGAGACUUCCAUAGUAUUGUAGAUGUCUGCUGAUAAAACAUGGUCUGAAUGCAUCAGCCUCCU
Molecule: messenger RNA, 1413 nt
Organism: Sphaeramia orbicularis (orbiculate cardinalfish)
Lineage: Eukaryota; Metazoa; Chordata; Actinopteri; Kurtiformes; Apogonidae
Product: DEP domain-containing mTOR-interacting protein
Exons: 9
Coding region: 39-1247 (402 amino acids)
Biological process (GO): intracellular signal transduction; regulation of signaling; positive regulation of GTPase activity
Cellular component (GO): plasma membrane
Molecular function (GO): GTPase activator activity; guanyl-nucleotide exchange factor activity; protein binding
Source: RefSeq, a predicted model, not a curated record